GAAUAGCUGAUCAAGGUUUCUCUUCUGUUAUUGGUCCAGCUUCAAUGCCUUUUGUAAAAGAUACAGGAAUUGCUGGGCAUUCUCGAAAUCAUGAAUUCUCCACAUAUAAUGCUGCAAAGCCAAUCGCUGAUGCCCAACACAGAGUAAGUGAACACUCUCAUGACGGUGCAUCUGCCCUUAAAUUUGGAUCACAUGGUUUUGCUGCUUCCCAAGGUGGUGCGAAAGUUUCUUUCACCAAGGAAGUUCCUACUAUUGGCACAUUCUGAGCAUUUUAAGUCUACAUCCACCCACCAAUCCACCCAUGGGCCAGUGAAACCAGCAACUGGAACUCUUCACAGUGAAACCACUGGACAAUCCCAUGGUGCCUUUACAACUGUCUACAAGGCUGGAAGAACUAGCUUUUCCACGCCGCACGGCCAAGGGCAAAUUACUUUCACCAAGGAAGCUGCCUCUGCAACUCUUCAACCUGGUCGACCAAAAGUAGCUCCGUUCGCAAAGUUCACUGGAUUGAAACCAGAAGCUGCACAUUUUGAUAGAACCUCAGGAGUUCAGUCUCAUUCUUCAGAAUCCUUAGACGACGCCAAAUCGCAUGGUUUUUCUGAAAUACAUAAAACAACUGAAAUCACUUUCGUCAAGGAUGUCCCAGCUUCACCCGGAUUUUCUAGUCACUUUGAAAAUGCACCACUGCUAUCUACUUUUGGAGUCGCAAAGCCACAAUCUGCAUCUCAUAGCAAAGUACUUGCAGGACAAACUCAUAGCACAAGAGCCAUCCAGAAAAGCAGCGGACAGGGCUUCUUUGCAAUAAGUGGUCCAUCUCAAAUUUCCUUCACAAAAGAUUUUACACCCACAAGUCAUUCUUCAGGUGCUGUUGGUCCUUCCACUCAUCCCAAAACUGGAAGUACUGUGUCCUUAAAUGCAGCCGAUAAACUGGCCUUUCCAGCUUUCGAAACAUUUUCUACCUCAUCUGCAUCAGGAUCUCCUAAAUCCACACAUCAGGUCUCUGGUCAGUUUCAUAGCGCUGAGAGAAGUAAAGUUUCCACAUUAAGUUCAAGUUUCGCUAAAAAGCCUGCUCAAGGAGAACUUGAUGCAGGUUACCAUAAAAGUUCUGCCCUUGUUCAACCAGCUGAAAUUCCCGGAGUAAGUUAUAUUGAUGAUAAAUCGCCUGUUUCAGAGCACACAAUUGCAUCUGCUCAUUCAGGAGGCUAUUCAGGUGGAAAAUCGACAAUUCAAGGCCACUCUUUCUCUAUCCCAGUAAGCGGAGAAAAAUCGAUUACUUCUGAAAAAGCCUUCGUUCUUGUUCCAGAAGAUAGCAUUGCUUCUGGAAAAUCUUCUGGGCUUUUAACUCUGUCUAAAUCUGACUUCUUGAAUGCAGGUAAAGAUACUCAUUUUGCAGGUUCUUUGGUGUCUGCUGGAGGAAGUGGUUAUGAUAAAUCUUCAAAACACUUUACGGGUAUUGAAACUGGAACAUUAGGACAUUCUUCUUCAGCUUUUAAGCAUACAUCUACUGAUAUUCCAGCUACAGAAAGAUACCAGUUACAGAAAGAUAAAUCUUCUGCCUGUAAGCAUACAUCUUUAGUUGCUCCAGAGCAUGCAUCAUUUUCUAGUUCAGAAAAAGGAUAUGAAACACCUACAGUCGGUACUCUUAACAGCCAACGGUAUUCUUCAGCGUUUUCCCCUACUUCUCACUAUGGGUCAGCUAUUAGUGACUUGUCGGGUGCUCACGAAGUUCAUGGUCAAAUUUCCAACGUUGCUCCUCUCUACACCUUUAAGUCUGACAGCUACCCUACAUAUGCUUAUGAAUCUCAAUCUAUAAUCAGCCCUUAUACUUAUUCUCACUUUUAUAGUUCCUAAUCUCACUGUAGAAACCACAGUUCCAAGGUUUAUCUACUGAAAAAAAAUGGUCUAAAGAUUUGGGAAGCUGCGCGACUUCGAAUUCGUCAAGCAAGGAUGUUUAUUUAAUGAAUAUUAAAGAUUUUAAGUUCACAGAGAGAUCUUAAGUUUUAAAAACUUCUCUGAUAAUGCUGGAAAUAGAAGUUACUUAUUAAAUUAUGUGCAUUUGUAAGGGAUAUGUUCAAUUUCAUUAAAAAUGUUUUCAUUCAAGGAAAUGAGGUACGAUAUAAAUGGAGGUUCUGUGUUUUAAAUGUUAAUUUUUUGUAUGUAAAGUAUUAAGUAAUAAAAUAUCCUGCAUGAA
Messenger RNA from Stegodyphus dumicola, 2191 nucleotides. RefSeq lists its product as uncharacterized. The record is from RefSeq and is a predicted model, not a curated record. NCBI's taxonomy places the organism in Eukaryota, Metazoa, Arthropoda, Arachnida, Araneae, Eresidae.